This is a messenger RNA of Chinchilla lanigera (long-tailed chinchilla), 6408 nucleotides long. RefSeq names its product kelch repeat and BTB (POZ) domain containing 3 (gene Kbtbd3). Lineage: Eukaryota; Metazoa; Chordata; Mammalia; Rodentia; Chinchillidae. The record is from RefSeq and is a predicted model, not a curated record. The coding region runs from base 2879 to 4714 and encodes 611 amino acids. Gene Ontology annotation, molecular function: protein binding. The transcript has 3 exons.
CUUUAGUAAUUAAAGGGAUGUUCAUAUUAUAUAUCUCAUAUUUAGUUUUAGUAAUGUAAAUACUUAGUGCUGUAAAUUUUCCUUUCAGUACUGUUUUAGCUGCAUCUCACAUAUUUUGAUGUUUUAUUUUCAGUUCAGUUUAUUUUAUAACUAAUCUUGAGGCUGGUCUGCAAUCCUGUAGCAGUAUAUUUAACUUUCAAAUAACUGUAUAUUUUCAUAGGUUUUAUCAUUGUUGUUACUAAUUUCUAGUUUGACUCCGUUAUGUUCAGAAAAUGUGUGUAAUUUCAGUUCUGAUUCAUUUGAAAUUUGUUUUGUGGAGCAGGAUAUGUUCAAUCUGGGCAUAUAUUCUGUGAGUACUAAAAAAGAAUACAUAUCAUGUUGUUAGGUGAAGAUUGAACGUAUUGUGGAAUCCUUCUAUAUUUUGACUACUUUUUUGUCUAGUUCACUUAAUUUUGAAGAGUAGAGCAUUGAGGUCAUAAGCAAUAAUAGUGAAUUUGUAUCUUUUGCUUUUAAGCUGUAUCAGGUUUUGCUUCACAUCUUUAAAGCUCUGGUUUUUUGGUGCAUUCAGGUCUUUUUUUGGCUUACUAUUAUUUGUAUCCAUUAAGAUUUUUCUUGCUGAUAUCUACUUUCUCUUCUAUUAAAAUUGCAUUUAUGCUUUCAUUUAAUUAAUGUUCCCAUAGAAUACCUCAUCUAUCCUUACUUUCAACCCACUUACAUUUGUAGUGAGUUACUUAUACAAAGCCUAAAGUUGGGUCAGUUUUCAAAAUCUACUCUCAUAAUCUCUGUCUUUUAACUGAUAUAUGUAGGUCACUUAUAUUUAGUGCAAUGUUAUGCAUGUUUAAACUUACCAUUUGUCUUUUGUUUUCUGUUUAUUUUUGUUUCUGUUUCCUCUGCCUUACUGUGGGUUACUUGCACCUUUUUUUAAAAUUCUGUUCUGAGUUAAUUUUACAGUAACUAUGAGUAUAUUCUCUGCAUACAUUUUUUUAAUAGUUAUUCAGCUCUUUCUGACACCAUCCUAGUAGAGAAACAGGAAAAGGAUGAUUGAAGCCUGUCAUUAAAGCCUGUUAUGGUUAAAUUCUACAUGCUUUAUUGCUCCUUUACAGAUGUGGUCAAUAUAAGCCAAAAAAUGGCUAGGGUUAUUAUCUAAAACUUUUCUAUCUUCCUAGUUUAUUCCUUUUCUGGCUCCAUGACUAAAGAGAGUAAGUUUUACUUGAGGCUUUUUAUAUCGGUGCCCAUUGGUGUUUUGGGGUUUCCAGCCUCUUCAGUAUCUGGAAUAUAUUCAACCAAAAGAAUGCUCAGGGAGCUCACCACCAUGUUGUAUCUCAGGUCCCCAUUUCACUAGCCAUUCAGUAUUCUUUUUGCCACUUAUUUUGUCUUCAUAUGAUUGUGAUGUGUGUGUAUCUGUGUGUGUUUUUGUAGGGUUUUUUUUUUUUUUUUAGUAGAAAAAUAGAGAAAGCAGGAACUUGAUCACUCUGAGAACUGAAUGAAAUAACUAUAACAAAGACAUGAUAAGUUCUGGUACCUUCACACUUGUUACACUGUUAAACAACUAAAAAAGUUCAGAAUUUAUUUGCCUAUCAAUGUUUACUUGUCUUUGGAAUGAAAGUUUUACAUAUUGUAUUAUUCUCCAGUUAAUUGGUUUAAAGGUCCCAAAAUAUGCUUUGUGAUACAGAAAUAGAUGCUGAGUUUAGAUUGUUCACUGUCAAAAUUUCUUUUCAUAGCUGCCCUUUGUUCUCAAUAUGUUACUAUGCUCAAGUUUUUCCCAUUUAAAAUAAAAUAUAACAAAAUUUCCUAAGCUCUACAUGUUCGCCUAGCCCCUACCUUACUGAGCUUCUAAAAAGAAUAACUUACACAAAUUAGGCCCAUUAUUUUCUCUUAAACCCACUGUAAUACUUUCUCGCCACCUCUCUCCUAAAUCAUGACGGAGUCUUUCCAGUUGUUAAGUACCCUUUCAAUGAAAUGUGAAUGAAGAGACCAUAUUGAACAUCUAACUCAGCCCUUAAUAUGGCUGCAAUAACAUUCUGCGUGUGUGUCUGUAUGAAAGCCCCAAGCAAAAUGUAUGAGUUAAACCCACAGAACUGUGAAAGAUAAUAAAUUGUUUUACACCACUAAGUUUUGAGACGAUUUCAAAGCAAUGGAUGAGCAGAAGAGAAAUGUACUGGAGAACCAGUUUUCUGAUUUUUCUGGCUCCUCCAGUUCCUUAGUCUUUUUCUCCUUUGUUUUCCACUUCCUUACUUUGGGUGAUGAAACUUUUAUGCUAUAAAUUUGCAAUUCAGGAAGUUUAUGCUUAUCUGGCCUUUAGUUACCUUGGAUUCUUAAUCUCAUGUUUAAAAUGGUCUUUAAAAAUAAAGUUUUAUGCUGUUUUCCUUCCUACUUUCAGAUAGGCCAACAGGUACCAAUGUUUGCAUUUAUUUCCUCAGUGAAGAUCAUAACUAGUUAACGUAGGCACUGAUCUUUAUUAAUCAAUUGUCUUGUGAAAGUCUAAGUUUGAAGUCAUGUCGUCUGUGUUGCAGCGUGAAUAGUUUAAUUUGCUACUGGAAGAAACUGAAUGACAAGGAAAGAAGAUGUACUGGGUAUAUACAGUAAGACUCUAGGAAUAAUGUUUAUUUUAAUGUUUAUUGAAACAAUGAGACUGACGAGUCAUGCAGCAAGAAGCUAGAUAAGCUUUGUAUUUAUACAAUUUGUAAAUUUUGCUAUUUAACACAACUGUAUCGCUGAGAAUGUUAGGUACUGAUAAUGUACUGUUUAAUUCCAGUGAGCUCAACAUUUCUGAAAAUUCAAAGGAAAUAUAUUACUAAAUGCCACAAAAAUAAACAAGUAUGAUACUACCUACCAUAGUACGACUCUCGUCAGUGAGCGGUUUUGUUUCUAAGAACAGAUGGAAUUUGCUAUGGAUAAUUCAUAUGAUUUCAACCAGCGAAACUCUUGUAAUGGAAUUCCCUCUGAGAAGAGAAGCAACUUCCUUGUGUCAGAAGACCAUGGACAGAAAAUCUUAAGUGUACUGCAGAAUUUUCGAGAACAGGACGUCUUUUAUGAUUUCAAAAUAAUCAUAAAAGAUGAAAUCAUCCCAUGUCAUCGUUGUGUGUUGGCGGCAUGCAGUGACUUUUUCAGGGCUAUGUUUGAAGUAAACAUGAAAGAAAGAGAUGACGGCAGUGUCACCAUCACUAAUUUGUCCUCCAAAGCCGUAAAAGCUUUUCUUGAUUAUGCCUAUACUGGGAAAACGAAAAUAACAGAUGAUAAUGUGGAAAUGUUCUUCCAGUUGUCAUCAUUUCUUCAAGUUUCCUUCCUAUCCAAAGCUUGCAGUGACUUCUUAAUAAAAAGCAUUAACCUUGUCAAUUGUUUACAUUUGUUAUCUCUUUCAGAUAGCUAUGGCUGUAUGCCUUUGUUUGAGCAUGCGCUAUACUUUGUACAGCAUCACUUUUCUCUGUUAUUCAAAUCUAGUGAUUUCUUAGAGAUCAGUUUUGGAGUGUUACAAAAAUGCCUGGAAUCAGACGAAUUAAAUGUUCCUGAAGAAGAAACGGUACUGAAGGUCGUCCUUAGUUGGACUAAACAUAACUUAGAAUCAAGGCAAAAGUAUUUAGAACAUUUGCUUUCAAAAGUGAGAUUACAUCAGUUGUCUGAAGAUACACUUCAAGACUGUCUGCUGAAUGAAGAGUGUUUGCUCAAAAGCACAGAUUGUUUUGACAUAAUCGUGGAUGCAAUUAAGUGUGUGCAAGGUUCUAGUGGACUUUUCCCAGAUGCUCGACCGUCCACAACUGAAAAAUACAUAUUCAUCCAUAAAACCGAGGAAAACGGAGAGAAUCAGUAUACGUUUUGCUAUAAUAUUAAAACUGACUCAUGGAAAAUACUACCACAGUUACACCUGAUCGAUUUGCCAGGGUCUAGCCUGUCGACUUACGGAGAAAAGAUCUUCCUGACAGGUGGUUGCAAAGGGAAGUGCUGUAGAAAGGUUCGACUUCAUAUUGCUGAGAUGUAUCACGAUGCCACUGACCAAACCUGGUGCUACUGCCCAGUCAAAAAUGAUUUCUUCUUGGUAUCAACUAUGAAAACACCAAGAACAAUGCAUACGUCAGUUAUGGCUCUCAAUAAAUUAUUUGUCAUCGGUGGAAAGACCAGAGGAUCUCAGGACAUUAAAAGUCUCUUAGACGUUGAAUCUUACAACCCUCUUUCCAAAGAAUGGGUGUCUGUUAGCCCUCUACCUAGGGGCAUAUAUUAUCCCGAAGCAAGUGCAUGCCAAAGUGUCAUUUACGUUCUUGGCUCAGAAGUAGAGAUUACAGAUGCCUUUAACCCGUCACUUGAUUGCUUCUUUAAAUAUAACGCUAUAACUGAUCAGUGGUCUGAACUAGUGGCAGAGUUUGGGCAAUUUUUUCAUGCUACACUAAUUAAAGCUGUCCCGGUAAACUGUACACUGUAUAUAUGUGACCUUUCUACCUAUAAGGUAUAUAGUUUUUGUCCAGAUACUUGUGUUUGGAAGGGUGAAGGAUCUUUUGAAUGUGCAGGCUUUAAUGCAGGUGCAAUUGGAAUCGAAGAUAAGAUUUAUAUCUUAGGGGGUGACUACGCGCCUGACGAAAUCACGGAUGAGGUGCAGGUGUACCACAGCAGCAGGUCCGAGUGGGAAGAAGUUUCCCCAAUGCCCAGAGCCUUAACUGAAUUUUACUGCCAGGUCAUUCAGUUCAAUAAAUACAGGGACCCAUGGUUUUCUAAUCAUUUCUAGAAAUAGUAUGUGCUCGGAGAGUCUAAAACUAUUCGUGUUCCUGCAACCUACAAUAAAUGUGUUUACCAUAAUGAUUGAUACAGAGGUCUUUAUAUCUUAAUAAAGUGGAAUGUUCCUGCUAUUACAGAACUACUAUGUAUGUAUGCUACCUAUGAAUAAUAGCUCCCAGAAACUUAAACUAUAAAAUACAUUUUACCUAAAAUUGAACAUAAUUAAUCUUGGAAAAUCCAGAAUACUUAGUAUUUUGGCUAUGUUAAGUCCUUUAUGAAAAGCUAAAAAAAAAAAGUUCACAGACUUGGACUGUAUAUACAGGGAAAUCUCUGAGGCACUAAAAAUGAAUUACAGACUAUAUUAUGUGACAUGAAAGAUGCUAUUAAUCUUAUCUUGAUACUAAAGUUAUAAGAAUUACUGAAUUCCCAACGUUUCUGAUUAUUGGUCAGCUUCUUUUAAAUGCUGUUACAAUUAUCUUACCUCUUACCGUUAGUUUGGUCAGAAAAUUUUCAAAAGUGAAGUAUAUUUCCCCACUUUUCUAAACAAAGUUUAGUUUUUUUAUUGCUUCAGCUCUUCACUAAGUAUAUUGUACAGUGUUACGCCACUGGUAGUGAAAUCCUUAAAAAUUGCUUAUUCUGUUAGUUUUCAGUGUUCAGUAGUACCAUAUCUCCUUACUUUUUGGUUCCGUUUUAGUAAAUUUAACAUUCUCCAUUGCACUUUGUAGCUUUAAAUGACACUUCUCUGAGUUUAUCUUAACGUAUCGUAACAUAUAACCCAUUGAAUGAUAUUCUUGGAUUUGGAGAUGGAGUCUUAAAAUACUUCUUCUGUAACAGUGCCAGGUUCCAAUGAAACUGAGGAUAGAGACAUUUUGGGCUCCACGUACGUGGUCAUCAUUCCAUCUCUUAAACUUUACCGACUCUGAGCUCCAGUAAGAAAAUUCCAGAUUUAAUUUGUACCUUGUCACUUUUCUUUGACAAUGUAUACCAACUAUAAAGCACCAAGUGGCUUUACUAGUCCAAUAAAUUAUUCAUAGUGAAUUAUUUCCUAAAUUUAAAGCAUGAUUAGUCUUUUGGUAUCCGUAGUAGGGUUCACAGCCUGCAUCUGCUGAGAUGUUUAGUCUUCGCCUCCCAUGAUGAAGUGUCAGUCAUCCUUGUUUUCACCCAGAUCUGCCUCACAAAGGAGUGUAGUUCUUUAAACCGUUUAAAAGAUGCAGGCAUUUUAGGUUAAUUUAGAUCUCAGGUAAUGUGUAGAUUGUAUUUCCCUGGAACCAAAUGUAGUUUACUGUACUGUGUAGUAGAUACUACUCUACAGUAAUGUUAAAUGAAAAUAUACCUAAGUGAAGGUCCUUUUAUUUUACCGUGUAAAUUUUUGCAAACAUGUUUAAAUAUAUUUUUCAAAAUUGAAAAGCUAUUUUUUUUUGCGGUUCCAAAAUCAGGGACUAUCUCUAAUUAGAUGACAGCUAUAUAUAAUGCGUACUCUAUAGAAUUGGAGGCCUUCCCGUAUAAGCACAUGUUCAGUAGACUGCCUUUCCUCUGUGUGUUUAAGAAAAACAAUCCAGUGGAGGUUUCUCUGUGUGUAUGUGUGUGCCUUUCAGAACAAACAGACUUCUAACAGUGAGUGACCUUUAUGUGGAUUGACCAAACUGUUAAUGUAAACAUCUACGAACAGGGUGUGUUUAAAAUAAAUAUUACAAUCUCUGACUA